AAGUCCAGUAUUUGUGUGUUAUGUGACGCGAAGAGGUUGUGCGGAUUAUGUGAUUGUUUUAUUUUAUGUGCUCGGUUAAUUCUGAUUAUUAAUUAUUUUUAAAUUAAUAAUACUUUUUGGCGAUUAAUAUGCGAAAUUUAUUGGCGAUCGUUUAAUUUCAACAAUUUUUCGCGUAAUUAAUUCGUAUAUUCGAUAUUUUAAUAGUGUCGUUAGCUUAUUAUGAAGUUGGAUGUUUCAUUUGUUUGUUGCUUUGGUCAGCGAAGCCGGAGACUUGAUCUAACCUGAGCCAAUGGAAUAUGAGAAGAACAAGUUUGGUCGCAGUGUUGAGCAGCUGCUGCUGAUGCUAUUGAUGCUUUUGAAAAAUUAUUGAAAAUCGAACAAGGCGCGAGCUGUUAUCACCGCUCUAUCCGUCACGCUAACGCUGUUUCUCUUCGUUUCCGCCUCACCGGCCCAUUAUGGAUGGAGUUAACGGUAUGAAAAAUCCGGCAUCUUCGUACACGAUUUGGUUAAUAACGACGGUUUGGCGUCGCAAGACCUCGCUGCUGGCCAUCCUGAUAGUGACGCUUCUGCUGCUGGUCUGCGUGCAGUACAACAUCACCAAAGAAAUAGUGGAGAUUUCGUUAUCGCGGCAAGAUUCGCAAGGCGCGAGCGGCGGUCAGUCGCUGCAGCAACAGUCGGACGCUGCCGGGUCUUUGGGCGAGAACGCGAACGGCGACGGUGGUGGCAUUUCGACGAAAAAUCGCGCUCGCAAUGUGCAGUUUGUCGGCGACGAGCGCGGCGACGUGUCUUCGGCGGUUCGCGAUAAUUUGGUGGACGUGGUCGGCCGCAAUAACCAAGCCGAUGGCGGUGCCCAAUUAGACGCAGACUUCAUACGCAAGCAGAGUAUCGACUUGAGCGCCGCUAGACGAGGUGCUAAGAUGCCGUACGUGCCGAAUCAUCGUAUCGUUCAUUUGGAUUUGAAAGGAGCUCCUCCGAAGAUCGGCUAUCUCGAAGCGUUCUUCGCCUUGGUGAAAAGCUUAGGAGCGACGGGCGUAUUACUCGAAUGGGAGGAUAUGUUCCCGUGGAAGGAUAAUCUGCACAAUUUAGCCGCUAAAAAUGCCUACAGUCGCGAAGGUGCCAAACAGAUUAUUACGGCGGCGCGUAAAAACGGUCUCGAAAUCAUUCCACUCAUACAGACCUUCGGUCAUCUCGAAUUCGCGCUCAAAAAUCAAGAUUUCGAGCAUCUACGCGAAGUGCCCGAGUCUCCGCAGGCGCUCUGUCCGUCGUUGAAUUCUUCCUUCGAGUUUAUACAAGAUAUGGUCGAACAGAUUAUGCAGAUUCAUCGAGACAUCAACUAUCUUCACAUCGGAUGCGACGAAGUAUUCCAUUUGGGUGAAUGUUCGAGGUGUCGCAAAAAAGCUCGAGACGACCUGUUUCUGGCGCACGUGUCUCAAGUAGCGCGCUACAUCAGAAAAAGACAUCCGUACGUUACGCCGAUCAUCUGGGACGAUAUGCUCAGGCAUUUACCAUCGACAACUCUAGAGUUUUACAAUAUCGGUAAACUAGUCGAACCUAUGGUCUGGGUGUACGCCGAAGACGUGUACAGAUUUGUACCGCAGACAGUGUGGGAGAAAUACCAAGCUGUGUUCCCAUUCGCUUGGACGGCGAGCGCUUUCAAAGGAGCUUUCGGCGAAACGUUCUACAUUCCGAAUAUUAAACGCCAUCUGGAUAACAACUUGAACUGGCUCAGUUUGAUGAGCGUCGAAGAACCACGUUUCCAAAAAGGAUUUCGCGGUAUCGCUAUCACCGGUUGGCAAAGAUACGACCACUUUGCUACGCUGUGCGAAAUGUUACCGGCGUCGAUUCCAUCUUUGGCGGUAAAUUUAGUAGCGACGAGUCACGGUUACGCGAAUAAUUCGCUGAAAGAGAUACUCUUCAAAGGAUUAAAAUGCGGAAUAACGAGCGGCAUGUCGAGUGAGAGUGGAGGCCGCAGCAGCUACCUCAAGGAUGGCGAUUCGCCGUCCGGCUCGUUCUUAAAUUUAGAUAACGAUCCGUUCCUUUGGGACCAAUUUUCCAGAUGUAUGUUCUCCGGUAGUCAAUUUUACCGGCUGCUGUAUCGUUGGCACGUGCUAGAAAAAGAAAUCAACGAAUUUUUGACUACGACCAAAUCGAAAAAAGGUUGGCUCACCGAUUACAACGUGAAUCGCAACUUCACCAGCGUGCUACGUAUCGACGAACUGAUGAUGGACGAAAGUCGCAUUUACCAUAACCUCAUCUCGUUGGUGCAGUCGGUGAACGACGCUCUACGCGACGUUUACGAUAAAUACACCAUCGCCGAAUGGAUCGAACAAAAAAUGUACCCCUCGGUCGUGCAAAUGGAGCGACUGCAAAAGGUAACCCAACGAUUGAAAACCAUCAAAAUUUGGCCUCGAAGACCCCUGCCACCGCUCAAAGAUCUGCAAAGGAUCGGCGUCACCGCUCUCGGCAAUUCCAGCUCUUCGAAUUCGUCGUAAAGGGCAAGGGCACGAGGCACCACUUUAAUAAUCUUACGAUACGCCACCGCGCCCCGCGCCUCCUCUAUUCUCGUGUUACGUUUGCUCUCGUUUUAAUUCCCUCCCCUCCUCCCCACCCCACCCCACCCCACCCCCACCCCCAUAAACUGGGCGAUCUCUGUAUUUUUAAUUUUAGAUGUGUUUUCCUUUCUCUAUUAUUCGUUUCCUUCUCUCCUAUAUGCGUGGGCUCUUUGCCCUAUCCUCCCGCCCCCCCAUUUUAGUAAGUUAUUUGUUUAUUUAUUCAUUUAUUUAUUUAUUUUUCAUCGUGUACCUCUAUGAGUUUGUUUAUUAUUCGUAAUACCUUUUUACGGUGAUGUGUAGCGUGUACCUGAGUGAUUGCCCGUUUGUUUGUGUUUUGUGUUAGUCGCCGAACGUUUCAUAUGUAUGUCCUGUCCUUUAUAAGUCUGUACGAAUGAUAACUUCAGAGUGAUCGAAAAUGGCGAAAAUAUUGCUUAAUGGACGAUUUCUCAAUCACGAAAUGUCCACCUGAACGUUAUAUUUUUGAUGACUUUUUGAUUUUUCCAAGACCUUUCUAUUUUCCACUAUACUCCCCAGAUCGUUCCCGAUAGAUGUACGAAUUUUUUUACAAAUCGAUUUCCCAGGAUUUUGAUUUAAAAAAAUUUAUAUUACUCAAGUAACAGAUCGAAUAAAUAUUACUACUACUACUACUACUAUAUUGAAAAUCUGAGAAGCUCGGCGUUAAUUUCCUAAUUGGAAAAUCAAGGUGUCUAAUAGUCCUUCAAAGUCCUGCCUUUUUUGCCAGAACUUUUUCUUGAUUAUGCAGAAAAUCGUGUUUUUGACAUUGUUCUUAAGAUCCUGUUUUUUGAAAAAAAAAAAAAAAAAAUGUUCAAGAGUCUCAUUUUUGUAAAAAAUUGACAAAAAAUCUCACUUUUUGGCAGAAUACCCAAUUGUCAAAUUGUUCUGAUCUGAUCCUCUUCAAAAUUGUGAAAGUUGCAUUUUUGUUUCCCAAAAACUGCUUUCAAGUUUCUGCUCUUUGCCAAAAAAAAUCCUAUUUUUUGAUCAAAUUGUAUUGAAAAGUCCUGUAUUUUGCCACAACUGUCAAAAAAUUGAUGUUCUUGCAAAAAUCGCCAAAAGAGGUUUCUUUUUUGGUCAAAAUGCCAGGAAGUCCUAUUUUAACCAAUAAGUUCAAAAAGUUCUAAUUUUUAUCAAAACUGUGCAAAAGUCCUAUUUAUUGCCAAAAUUUUCAAAGAAGUGUACUUCAAAAAUUUUUUUAACAGGUUCUGCAUUUGUCACAAUUGUAAAAAAAAGUAGUUUUUUGCUGAAAUAGGAAGUCCUAAUAAUUGUUUGCAAAAAUUUUGAACAAUUUUUUUUCAUUGCCAAAAUAUCCAAAAAGUAUUGUUUUUUACCUCAGAUGCCAGAAAGUCAUUUUCUGCCAAGUUGUCAAAAAGUUUUAAAUUUCGCCAAAAUUUUGAGGAUAAGUACAUAUUCUAGUUUGUUGUUUUUUUUUUUCAAAACUUCCAAAAGUGCUGUUUUUUGCCAGUUUUUCCAAAAUGGUCAUUUUAAAAAAAAAUCAAAAUCCCAGAAAGUCUCAUUUUUGCUGAAAUUUUUGAGGCAAAAUUUUUCGCAAAAACUCAUCCAACAGGUAUUUUAUUCUUGUGUCAGCUGUCCAAAAAGUCCAGUUUGUUGCUAAUUCUCCAUAAUUUUUUUUUUUUUGAAUUUAUUUUUUGUUGAAGUGUCAGAAAGCUCCAUUUUUGCCUAAUUUGUCAGUUGUACUAAUUUUUGCUGAAAUUCUUGAGACCUGUUACUUACUUUUUUUCCAUCUCUUCCCCAUAUUGAAACAUUUGGAAAAAUAUUCAGCCAGAAGUCCUGUUUUAGCAUGUUGUCUUAUUUGUUAGACACCUUGAAAAUACAAAUACCAUUUUUUUAUGGCAGCAUUGAAAUUGACCGCCCUAGUAUUUAAUGUGUAUAAAUUUUUGAUGCUUAAGUAGGAGAGAGGCUUCUGAUAGUGCACAAAUAGAUGAAGCAAAAACAGCGAACUGUUCUCGCUUUUCUACGAGUAUGCUAUUUUUCAAUUAUUCGUACGAAGAUCUUAUCAGUUUCAUGACUGUAGAUAAGAUAUUAUAGUCAUGUUGUAUGUAGAAGCGAGAUGUACCAAUAUGUACAUAUUUGCAAACUACAAAUCAUGAAUAAAGUACCUAGCAAAAAUUGCAACUUGAAUAUUUCACUAUUGUCGCAAUUUGAUUACUUUACCUUCUUUUUGAAAUAUUAAUAAUGGAUCAUUGUGUUGAUUACUUAAUUUUUGUUUCUAUGCAAAGUUUUGCGAUGACUUGAUGAUUGAACCAUUCAUUGGUUUGUGUGAUUCUUGAUAGGAGCCUCUUUCUUAUGGUAUUAGAUUAUAAUUUCUUAGUACAAGAUGGUUGAUUUGAUGAUUCAUUUUUUUGUUUUCCUUUCAGUUACCUUUAUAUUUUUUAAUUUUUAUUUAUACUUACUCACAUUUAUCAAGUUAUUUAUGUUUUGGACAAAUUGAGUCGUUCUCGUCCUACCGAUGUUGAAGUAUUAAUUUAUCUACUUAUUUUUUUUUUUUAAAUCCCAGUGGUAUUAUCUACGUGAUUUAUGUGUGUAAGUAGUGUUUGUUGGUUACAUGUAUUAUUUUCCUUGCAUUGUGUAAUGUCUCUUUAUACACAUUACACAUGUUUUUUUUUCUUUUCUAAAUGAGACUUUGGUAAGAGCCACCAUAACAGUACAGUAUUACUUUAGAGAUUAUAAUUGUUAGAGAUGAGUUAUUUUGUAUACAAAAGAUUAUAAAAUUUGAUACAAUUGCAGAAAUUUUGCAUAUAUGCGAAAUAGUUACCUACGUGUGUACAAAUAGGUGAGAGUGAAGGGUUCAAAAUACUUUGAUUUUUGGCUGUAUUAUGUAAUACAUGUGUACAGAAUUAUUAUAAUUGUGUAAAAUAUUGUAAUUUGGGUCAAGUGCAUAAUGCUUUUUUCAUGCAAUUCCAAUCAUUGGCUAGUAUUAUCCGGUUUAUGUACUUACUGUAUUCUCUGUUUCAAAUUUUGCCACAGUGCAGUGAGUAGGUAACGUUUCAUUUGAACAUUUUGAUGAUUGUUUGAACAAAAUAAUGUUAUGCUAUAUAUGAGCAAAGUUUUGGUUCACCUACAUAUUUACUUAUCUUUUUGUUGAUCGGCUCUAUAUUUAAAAGUCUUAUUACAAGAUGGUAGUGUGCUUAUGCAUAUGUUAUUGCGUGCAUUUUUUUUUACCGUGUAGUUCACGUGUUUAAGAUGUUUAAUUAUAGUAUAUUUUUUGAUUGUUUUUGUACAUUUUGUUUAUAUUCUGCCAUUAAAGUAUUUUUUCUUUCA
Molecule: messenger RNA, 5849 nt
Organism: Planococcus citri (citrus mealybug)
Lineage: Eukaryota; Metazoa; Arthropoda; Insecta; Hemiptera; Pseudococcidae
Product: hexosaminidase D-like
Exons: 8
Coding region: 456-2492 (678 amino acids)
Biological process (GO): carbohydrate metabolic process
Molecular function (GO): hexosaminidase activity
Source: RefSeq, a predicted model, not a curated record